UUUGUAUUUUUAAAAAUGGCGGGUAACUUACUUUUUGUCAUCGUCCUUUUGGUUGCGGUGGUCGGUACUGUCCUGGCCGUCGUGUUCGCUAACGGUAUGCAAACUGCUGAGAGGAAGGAGAAGGAAGAAGAGAAGGUGUUGCAGUCCAAGAAGGAGAUUCAGUUCCUUUGUAAGCCCACGAAUUUCAAAGAUGAAUGUGAGGAUAGCAUGGAUUCGUCCAAUUCCACCGACCCCAAGGUGCUGAUAAAGACGGAGUUCAAUGCCACGAUGGCGGAGAUUAGGAGGGUGAUGGAGAGUUCGAAGGAGGUGAAGGAGCUGCAGAAGGAUGAAAACGCGAAGGAGGCUUUCGGUGUUUGCCAAGAGAUGUUCGAUUGGGCUAUUCAGGACAUUGAAAGAUCGUUCGAAAAGCUCGGGAAGACCAACAUGACUAAGAUCAACGAUGUCCUCUUGACCCUCCAGGUGUGGCUGAGCGGCGCCAUCACCAGCCAGCAGACUUGUUUAGACUCGUACUGGGAGAUGGACGUUAGCGCGGCGAAGAAGAUGAAGAGGAUCAUAUCCAAAUCACAGGAUUUAACCAAGAACGCGCUCUCCAUUUUGAACGGAUUAUCGUCCAUCACGAACGCACUCAAAAUCGGCGGCUUCGACUUAUCGGGAUUGUUCCAUCGGAAGCUGUUACCGAGAGAAUUCCCCGAUUGGAUGAGCUCCGGCGACCGGAAACUCUUGCAGGAGAAAACUGAAGAGAUUGUGCCUAAUGUCACCGUUGCUAAAGACGGAAGUGGAAAAUUCGAGACCAUCGCCAAGGGUAUUGAUGAAGUCCCGAAGAAGAAUACUGAACGAUUUGUUAUUUACAUUAAGGCCGGAGUUUACGAUGAGAGACUCAAAAUCCCCAAGGGCCUUGACAACAUUAUGCUCAUCGGAGAUGGUCCGACCAAAACUAUCAUCACCGGUAGCGUCAGCGUCGAAAAGACACUGCCGAGACCCCCCACAUUCAACACUGCAACAGUUUCUACAAGUGGGAUGAACUUUAUAGCCAAAGACAUCACCUUCGAGAAUUCCAUCGGACCCGACGGUCACCAAGCGGUUGCCGUCAGGAACUCCGGCGAUAUGUCCGCCUUCUAUAACUGUCAUUUCAAAGGGUACCAAGACACCCUUUAUGCCCACGAGGGACGACAAUUCUACCGCGACUGUGUCAUCACCGGAACCAUAGACUUUGUCUUCGGCGAUGCUAGGGCCGUGUUCCAGAACUGUGAACUGAUCGUCUUGAAGCCACUAGAUAACCAGAACUGCAUCAUCAUCGCACAGGGAAAGAAUGAGGAAAAUUCGACAGGCGGCUUCGUGUUCCAGAACUGCACCUUCUCCGGCGAUAAGGACUACCUCCCCGUGAAGGACAAGAACAAGUCGUACCUCAACAGACCAGGGAAAAAAUAUGCCACUGUCAUCAUAAUGCAAUCGCAGAUCGACGACAUCAUCCAACCGGAAGGGUACAUCCCCACGCAUGGUAAACGGGGCUUGGAUACCUCGUACUAUGUCGAGUUCGACAACAGGGGACCUGGUGCUAAAACCGACGGCAGGGCCAAAUGGGACGGUAUCAAGCAGCUCGAUGCAACUGCCAUUAAGAAAUUCACCCCCACCAUCUACAUCGAAUCGGAGACCUGGGUUCCAAAGACCGGAAUUCCCUGCAUUCCCAAUAUGAUCACUGGGCUCUAAACUGACAAGAAAUCG
Messenger RNA from Hibiscus syriacus, 1722 nucleotides. RefSeq names its product pectinesterase-like. Gene Ontology annotation, molecular function: pectinesterase inhibitor activity; pectinesterase activity. The record is from RefSeq and is a predicted model, not a curated record. The transcript is spliced from 2 exons. Gene Ontology annotation, biological process: cell wall modification. NCBI's taxonomy places the organism in Eukaryota, Viridiplantae, Streptophyta, Magnoliopsida, Malvales, Malvaceae. The coding region runs from base 16 to 1707 and encodes 563 amino acids.